Messenger RNA from Ceutorhynchus assimilis (cabbage seed weevil), 2767 nucleotides. The record is from the annotation of a GenBank genome assembly. Lineage: Eukaryota; Metazoa; Arthropoda; Insecta; Coleoptera; Curculionidae.
GUUCAUUUCACUCACAGACCAGUUCAUUUUCACUUCGUCUUUGAAACGGUCCACAUUUAUCUUCGGAUUGGAUCAAAACUUUUAUGUUUUUUCCUUUUGGCGUCCGAUGAAAUUUCAAUUUAGGCUGAAAGAAAAUGGGUAGCCUUCGUGAAAUCGCGCUGCUUUGCAGACUCUGUACAGAUAAUAAGCAAGUGAAUGUUCCUAUUUUCGAGGAUCAUAGUGAUAAAAAAGUAUUUCUUAAAAUUAACGCCUGUCUACCAGUUAAGAUAUCUAAAGAAGAUCAAUUACCCAAGAAAAUAUGUGAUAUAUGCUGGAAUAGGUUGGACCUGUUUUAUAAGUUCCAGAACACUUCUUCGGAUGCAGAGAAGACCUUAUCGUCUUGGCUAGCUCAAGCAAGCCAAAAAGAUGACUACCUAACAAAUGACGCUUUGGCAAUUGCCAACCCCAUAGGAAAUAUAAUCAAAGAAGAAAUUGAGGAAAGACCUGAUUUAGAUCUUGCUCAACACUCUUCUAUUGAUGAGGAAGCUGAAGAACCACCUGCAAAAAGGCCGCGCCGCUCAGCUGCCGCAAAAGCACUGAUUAAUAUUGCCCCAGAAUCUGACGAAGAAGAUGAGGAUGAACCUAAUGACGACUCAGAUCCUGUGUUUGCCCCAGAAUCUAAUAAUGAAGAUGAGGGUGAAGUGAAUGAAGAUGAGGGUGAAGUGAAAGAAGACCCAGAUACCGUGUUUGUUCUGGAAUCUGAUGACGAAGAUGAAGAUCAAAUGAUGGACGAGCCGGAUACUGUGGAUGCUGAUGCUGUUGUGAAACAAGAAGAUGAUAGCGAAGAAGAUUGUAAACCUGGAACUAGUGCCUUAGAUCAACCCGGACCAUCAGGCCUUUGUCAGCAGGGAGCUGACGAGCCGUGUUUUCAUUGUUCCAAAGAUUUCAAUUGUUUCCAACUUUGAAUUUCUACUGGGAUUUUAAUUGGGCAACAUUUUUUUUUGUGUCAAUUUUCUUUAAUUGAUGCUUCAAAUGUUGCUCGAAAUAUUGCAACCUCAUCAAUUUUGUUUCAAAGAUUGUGAUGGAAAUGUCAUUUUUAUGGCUUUUACUAACAUACUCUUGCCUUUGGUUUUUUUGAUUUGAAUCCAGCUACAACAGGUAAAAAGAGUUAAAUAUAAUUUUGUGUGUUCUGUUUGAAUGAAUGUUAAUUGUUUUUGUAUACCAAAUCUGUGAAUUUCAAAUAGGGGUGAACAAAAAUGCAGUGUUUUUAGGAUGGAAUUUUCAAUAGUGUCUAUUUUUUCUAAAAGACACAGUAACAACCUAUAGCGAUAACUUAAAAUUUUAAUUAUUCUUAAAAUUGUCACUGCCUCUCUGAACAAAAAUAGACUCUAUCUAGUUGAGUUGUUUUAUUUUGUUCAAAUUUGUAAAAAGUGAAUAAAGUUUUAGGUGUUAUAACAUGCAGUCUUUGCGCAAAUCUGUAAUCACCAGAUCCAGGAGAAUUUGUUCAGUUUUUCAGUGCUCUUCAUACUGCACCCAAAACAUUUCACUACAUUCAUUUCCAAAGGAUAAAAAUAAAUGUAGGGCUUGGCAAACUACAUUGAAAAUUGGAAAGCCAAUUACUAAAUAUAUGCAAGUUUGUAGUCUGCAUUUUACAGAUGCCGAUUUCACUCCUGGUACCAACAAAAUAAUGCAUAUAAAGAUGAAAGAUUUAAUUCAAUAUAUUUUCAGCAACUAAUCAAAGGAGGCGUUUGAAAAAACUGGCAAUUCCUAGUCAGAAAAUCCCUCAGACAUAAUAUUGAGAGUAACAACAAUUUUUGGCAUUUUAACAUAACACAAAACAAAAGCUUAUGCCAUUUCAUUAUUGUUCACCCCUAUAGACUAUAUCUUGGUAAUUUUCACGAAUAGUGUAUUUCUUUUAGAUGCGAAUAACGAAUUGUGAAUUGUGGAGACCACUGUUAUUGGAUGGUCUAUUGUCAAGAAAAGAGCCAUCUAUGAGAGUUCAAUACAUAUUUUGCAAAUUCGCAAAAUUUGAAAUUAAGGUAGCGGGAAAAUUGAAAGUGGUUUAAUUUUUUGCGAUUUUUGUUGUGAAUUUUAUGUCAGUGCAUGCAUAUUCCAAAAAUGUGUUUGUCCUCUGUUCCUUCAGUUGUUUGCUUUUCGCCAUUUCAUUUUGCCUUUGUAACUCUUGUAGUAUGUUGUGCUUUGCCAUAGUUUCAAUUUUUUUUUUCAGUCUCAUUUUUUGGACUAAUAGUGAGAUGUAUGUAAUAAAAGCUUGUAUCUAUGUAAGGACUGAAAAACUCCGAUUUUUCCACAACUAAAUUCACAUACGCAAUUCGGGAUUCGCAUUUAUAUGAACUACACUUGAGGAAUGAGUUAUAUUGUAAUAAACAUUACAUUACAGCUAUAUUAUGCCUUCUUUAAGCAGCAUAUUUACUAUAUAUAAAUAAGAAUAACAGUAGAAUUGAAUCAGUUCAUUUUGUACCUUCUUAAGCUGUUAAAAACUCUUUUUUUUUAAUUUUUCAAGAUUAAUCAGUCACAUGAUAUUGUUGUAUUAAAUCAUUUUGUUAAAAAACAUCUAAUUUUUUUCUUAAAAUUCAAUAUUCAAGUUUUGUUUUUGAAUUCUAUAGGAGCUCAAUUUUCUCUUGAUUGUUUUCUGAUAUUUCAAAAAAACAUUUUGUUUCAAAUUUUUUGUUCAUUAUGCAUAAAAGUUAGUUUAUAAGCCUCAAUAAAGAAGAUUCCGUUGAUGCCCCACUAUACUUUGAUGACAAUUCAAGAUGCAACUUCAUUAGUA